This is a messenger RNA of Paraglomus occultum, 5628 nucleotides long. Lineage: Eukaryota; Fungi; Glomeromycota; Glomeromycetes; Paraglomerales; Paraglomeraceae. The record is from the annotation of a GenBank genome assembly.
AUGCAACCAUACGCAGGGGUGACAUCUGUUGAAAAUGCUUGUCAUUUCCUUGCUGAUAUUAUCCGAAAUAAUAAUGCCGAUAUACCAUAUGCUAUAUUUUAUCUUGUGGAGAACCAAGAAGAUGGAUUCAAAAACAAACCAAAAGGAGCAUUUUUACAAGCCACAACAUUCGAUAAUGGUCUAGUACGCGUCAAAAGAACUGAUGGGCAUGAAGAAUAUAUGUACAUACCCGGACAAUCCAGCAGAGAUGUACCUGACCAUUUGUUAAAGACGCCUGAUGUAAUAGUCAUGCCUAAUUCUGAAGAAGAUAUUGCCCGUUUGGAUACAUAUUCAACCAGUGCUUCCCCAUGGCCAGUAGAACGCGUAAUAUACAGUGGCGACGAGAUAAUUGUACGGUUGCCUGAUGAUUCACUAGCUGUGUUAUAUCCAGUGACUUCGAUAAUUGGUGGAAAAGACAAAUUGACAGCCGUAAUGAUAUGUGGCAUCAAUCCAUAUAAAGCACUCGAUGAAGAAUACAAAAAAUUUCUCCGUCUCGUCGUUAGCAAUGUGAGUUCCGUCUUUACAAAGGCUCGAUUGCGAGAAGAACAGCGAAAACAAAAAGAUAGGCUGGCCGAACUGGAUAGACAAAGAAUUGCCUUUUUCGAAAAUGUCAGUCAUGAAUUGCGAAGUCCCUUGACUCUUAUGCUUUCACCUUUGGAAGAAGCAAUAGAGUUAUGUCAUGCGCAAUCUCCAAUGUUAAGCAAACUCAAAUUAAUUCAGAACAGCAACGGAAGAUUACUUAAGUUGGUGAACAACUUGUUUCAGUUCGCUCACAUAGAAGCAAGCCGACUUCACGCAUGGUUUUGCGAAACGCAAAUUGCAAAGUUAACACUAGAAUUGGCAGCCUGUUUCGAAAGCAUGGCUAAAGCGCUUGGCCUAUAUUAUAAGCUCGAUAUUCCUGAUGAUGAGGAUCUCGUCAGUCAAUUGAAUCAGAAAAUUUUUUUAGAUCAAGAAAUGUAUGAAAAGAUACUAUUUAAUCUAUGUUCGAAUGCGUUUAAACAUACAAUGACCGGUGGGGUAACUGUUCGAUUGUUCGCAGAGAGAAACGGAGAUAGGGAAGGGAUAGCCCUUGAAGUAUCUGAUACAGGUAUUGGUAUCGCGGAAGAACAUCUCUCGAAUAUCUUCCAGCGUUUUUACCGCGUCGAGUCGCAACGUUCACAUGACCACGAAGGUACUGGGAUUGGUCUUGCUCUCGUUAAAGAACUCGUCGAACGACACGAUGGUGAAAUCUCUGUUAAAUCCCAAGUGAACGUUGGCACUAUCUUUCGUGUUUGGAUUCCUUCUGGAUAUGAUCACCUUCCCCAGCAACAAGUCUACUUUAGAAGCAGAGAUCAAUCUACAGCUGGUGCAGAAUAUGAAAACCAAAUUAAUUCGAAUAUAAACUUGUACUUGUAUGAGCGCAUGCAACGUGUACAGCAAUCAGAGUCUAGUCAACUGGCCAAGGGAGAUGAUCGAUCGGCCAAGGGAGAUGAUCAAUCGUCCCAGGGAGGUGAUCAAUCGCCCAAGGAAGAUGAUCAACACAGCCCGAUGCAGACCGAUGAUGAAAGUUUGUCUUCUACAUCAUCACCAGGGUGGUCAGCAUUGCAUAGGGAACCUAGUUACGUUGAAUUUGAGAGUACAAGGAAAUAUAUUCUAGUCGUCGAUGAUAAUAAUGAUAUGAGAAACUAUUUGAAAACUUUGAUCGAGAAGCAAUUUGAUUGCAUUUGCGCUGAUGAUGGCUUUGAAGCGCUCAAGAUCGUAAACAAUUCAUCACGGUUACCCGAUCUUAUUCUUAGUGAUGUUAUGAUGCCUAACAUGAACGGCUUUGAACUACUGAAAGCACUGCGUGGCAAUCCAGCAACACAGGCGAUCCCCGUGAUACUAGUAUCAGCUCGUUCGGGAGAAGCUAGCAUUGAAGGAUUGGAAAAGGGUGCAGAUGAUUAUAUCAUUAAGCCGUUCAACGCUCGUGAACUUAUGGCUCGUAUUCACGUGAAUCUCAAACUUUCUCAUGUCCGCCGUCAAUUGAUGGCAGAACAACAGCAUCAGCUUGAAAUUAAGCAGUUACUAUUUACGAUCAGCAACAAAAUUCGUUCUGGUUUUGGAAUACAAGAAACUCUUGACAAGGCGGUCUCUGAAAUAAAGAAGGUUUUAGCAUGUGAGCAUUUAUUAAUAAUACAGAAUAUUUCCGAGAAAGAGAGUAUUAGCGGUAAAGUUAUGGCUGCUUCACUGCUUCCAACGGAUAAAGCAGAGAAGAUUGUUGGGUGCAUAUUCCGCGAUGAGCAGCAACAAACAGAGUCUCCUUUUCAUCAUUGUGAUGGCCACAUAGCACCGGAUUCAUUGCUAAGUGAUAUAAAAGCUUGUUCAGACUGUGAAUCACAAGUUUUAAAUCAACGCGUGUCCUUUCUUAGCGCAAUCAUUCAUUUGAAAUCAUCGCCGUGGGGUUGGAUAAUCGCUUACCGACAACAAUGUCAUAAAUGGACAGAGUCUGAGACAAGUUUUCUGCAACAAAUCUCAAAUCAAAUAAGUUUGGCCAUUAGCCAUGCUACCCUUGUCGAAGAAAAAUUAAAACGAGAGGCACAAGUAAAGGCUAUCGAAGAGACUAAUAGAGCUAAGGGUCAAAUAUUAGCCAACACAUCUCACGAACUUCGCAACUUGUUGGGAGCAAUUACUGGAGCGCUUUCUGCUUUUGAAGUAACUCAGCUUACACAUGACCAAAAAGAUAUGGUUGAAGUAAUGUCCCGCGCAUCCGAUGUGGUUAUAUCCGUAGUAAAUGAUAUCCUAGACGCAGCCAAAUUGGAUGCGCGCAAGCUCACAUUGGUAAACCGCGUCUUUGACUUAUGGGCACUCGUAGAAAGGACCGUGACAAUGUUUGGCGAGCGUGUUGGCGCGAAGGAGCUUGAAUUGAUCGUUUUAUAUGACCCAGAGACUCUUUCGAGAUAUGUAAAGACUGAUCCAGAGCGGCUGCAACAAGUUAUAAUGAAUUUGUUAUCUAACGCAAUCAAAUUCACGGAUAGUGGUGAAAUUGUAAUAAAGUUAUCAAUAAGAAACGGCGAAGACAUGGCAAUAGAUGAUAAUCCUGACUCGAACAAACUUUUGUGUGUGGAAAUAUCGGAUACUGGUGUUGGCAUUGACCCAGCGUCGAUUCAUCACAUUUGGGAGAACUUUUCGCAAGGAGACGCUUCGAUGACUCGCGGCCGAGAUGGAACUGGUCUAGGUCUCUCUCUAUGCAAAAGCCUAGUUGAACUAAACGGUGGUGAAAUGAUGCUUGAAAGUAAAGUUGGCGCAGGCAGUAAAUUCUGGUUUACAUGGAAUAUUGGAAACAUAUCCUUACCGUCAAUACCCAAGCUACUAUCUCGAAAUGACAAUCCCAAUUUGCAAGGUCAACCGAACCGGGUUAGAAACGUUCUCAUAAUUGAUCCUCUGGAGGCAGCAAGAUCAGCGUACGCGACGUUGAUCAAGGGAAGCGUUGAAAAAGUAUAUACGUACGCAGACUAUGCGAGUGCGCUAGAAGCAGCCAAAGAGCACAAAAAGAAACAUAACGAGCCUCUAUGUGAUUUGGCAUUUUUGAGCGUGAGUAACAGUAAUGCUGCACAAGUUGAGGAUACAGCCAAAGAGCUUAAGCAUAUCUGUGGAAACGAGUUAUCAAUUGUACUGAUGGUGUUUUGGUCGCUCGGAGGUUACGCGCUUGGAAAGAGUAUGAUCGAGAAAAUAGGAACAAAUGUUGCAGCUAUCUGCAAGCCGGUGAUGCACAAGUGUGUGACGGAUUGUAUAUCUAAUUUCGACGCGUUUUUGGUUAAGCCUGGAGAUAAGGAUAACAAGGAGGAGAAAAAUAGUUUAUCGACAUACAGUAAAUUCUACAAUCAUAAUCGACCUGCAGUCUGUUAUCCGACGAAAAGAGAUACAAGCGAACCAGUCAUAGUUCGGGGUGUUAUGGCAUCCUCAAAAAUUGCCAACACACGGCUUGUUCCAACGAAGAGAUCCGCAUCUAGCGAAUUGAAGGAUCAAUCCGGUAAUGAAGAAAGAGCAAGCAAAUCGAGCAGAAUUGAAAGUUUACCCAAAUGUAUUCUCUGCGUGGAUGAUAAUGCGAUUAACCAAAAAAUUGUCAAAACUCAGCUGGAUAGAUUAGGUUAUCGCUAUUUAACAGCAGAAAACGGAAAAGAAGCCGUUGAAUUGGUACAGAGGCAGUAUGAGAACAGUCAAAUCGGUAACACGGAUAGCAGUCAGUCGUUAGAGUCCAAACUGGGGAUAUCAUUGGUGUUGAUGGAUUGUGCUAUGCCUGUAAUGUCAGGGUUUGACGCAACACGAGCAAUUAGGUCGUUAAAUCCGGAAUUUCAGACGCUUCCAAUUGUGGCCUUGACUGCAUGUGCAAUAACAGGGACACGCGAACAAUGUCUAGAUGCUGGUAUGAAUGACUAUUUAACCAAACCACUCAAGAUAAAACAAUUGAAGGAAAAGCUGACUGAGUGGUUGGGUACUUUGCUUUCGCAAACAUUAGCAGCGUUUGAAACCUUUGCGGAUGUGUGUCGUUACCCGCCAAGUGAUCUUUCAAAUAUACUGAAAUUAUCCGAGAAUGAUACUCAGGAGCUAUUGAAAAGUGUGUCCGAAGAAGUAUACAAAACACGGCUACGACCGACAACAGCUCUGCAACUACUCGAGGCUAAUAGACACAUCUUGUUAACAACGGGUGACUCUGUGCUUGACGAUAUACUCGGUGGCGGAAUACUAUGUCAAGGCAUCACUGAGAUUGUAGGUGAGAGUUCUGCUGGUAAGACUCAGUUAUGUCUUCAGCUAUGUAUGACGGUCCAGCUACCACCAGAAUACGGCGGGCUUAACGGAGGUGCAGUCUACCUCGCAGCUGAUAACCCAUUUCCCAUAACUCGAUUUUAUCAACUCUCAUCUUCAUUCCAUCAUACGCAUCCAUUUCUAUCUGACCUCGAUCUCGGAUCCAACGUACAUGUCGCCCGUGUCCUGGAUCUUUCUUCCCAGUAUCAUAUAAUACAUUAUCAACUCCCAGUGUUAUUAUCUAGAUUUAACAUACGACUUGUAGUAAUUGAUUCGAUCGCCGCAAAUUUUCGUAGUGAUGAAAGUUUGAUGGGUAUCAGCUGGCAGGAGAGAGCAAGAAACAUAUGUGAAUUAGGAGCUAAAUUGAAAGAGUUGAGUGAUAGAUUUCGAGUCGCAAUUGUUUGCGUUAACCAGGUGUCUGAUUCUAUAAAAGACGAGGACGAUUGGAAAGAUGAGAAUCCAAGAGAAGGGAUAGAUGUUGAUAUUCAAAAUGAGAACAGAGAAGAUGCAUAUGGAGAUGGGGAGGAGAGACAAAAAGUUGGCGGACAGUAUGUCGGAACGUGUGAUUAUGACUACCGUCGUUACCAGAGAGUUACCGGGAAAAUUCCUGCAUUGGGGCUCGUGUGGAAAAGCUCUGUAAAUAUGAGGAUUUUAUUGGCACGCAUUGGUUGUGGUCGAAACAGGAAAAGAACAGUUUCGGUUCAGCUGGCUCCUCACGUGCCAAUGUCUUAUGGAGAGUUUUACGUUGAUGCAACCGGGAUCCAUGGCAUUAGACAUAAACAUUGUAAUAGUAAUAGUGAAUUUAAUGAAUUCUCUGUAUGUGUAUGA